AUGAAGCUGAUAGCUGUCUUCCUGCUGGUGACCAUCAGCAUCUGUAGUUACUCUGCUACUGCUUUCCUUAUUAACAAGGUGCCCGUCCUUGGGGAUAAGAUGUUACCAUUACCUCUGGACAAUGUUCUUCCCUUCCUGGAUCCAUUAAAGAGUCUUCUGAAAACUCUGGGGAUUUCCGUUGAGCACCUUGUGGAAGGGCUAAGGAAGUGUGUGAAUGAACUUGGACCAGAGGCUUCUGAGGCUGUGAAGAAACUGCUGGAGGCCCUAUCAUACUUGGUGUAACAUCAGGGAAGAGAAAGACAGAAGAUAGAAUCACACUGAGGAAGAAACUUCC
This is a messenger RNA of Lepus europaeus (European hare), 334 nucleotides long. It is a transcript of the gene SCGB3A2, whose product is annotated as secretoglobin family 3A member 2. Lineage: Eukaryota; Metazoa; Chordata; Mammalia; Lagomorpha; Leporidae. The transcript is spliced from 3 exons. The coding region runs from base 1 to 282 and encodes 93 amino acids. The record is from RefSeq and is a predicted model, not a curated record.